UAAAUGUUGCCAUAUCUUCCGUAUUAAAUGAUCAUAUCAGUUUGCAGGUAGCAGAUUUGAAGUCUAUAUAUAUACUACAUCCAAUUAAUCCCAACCCCUAAAGUUAUCAAGACACUCACGCAAAAGAAUGAAGGCACCGCCACAACAAGAAAUGACUUACUAUGACAAUGUCAAGAAACGGCAAGACGAACAAGGCUGCUUAUUCGCAACGUUUUACGCGUUGUUCUGUUGCUGUUGCUGCUACGAGAAGUGCAAGUGUUGUUGCUGCUGCGUUUGAUUUCUAUAUAUGUAUCAUCAUCUCAACAUUACUCUCAUUAAUUGUGUCCCUCGCAUCACAAUUGCUCUUUUAGAUCUACUUAGUCUUGCGAAUAAAAUGUAUAUGUAAUGGCUCAAGAACUCUAAAAGUUGAUAAGAUUUGAGUACUGUAUAUAUUAAUGAACAAAUUUUCACUUAUCAAACCGGGCGAAACCGGGCCAACCAGUCAAAUUUUCUGUAUAAUUCGCUUUCAAGUUAUGUUCACCUAAAUUUUGAACCGAUUCCAAACAAUACCAAACCGAACAAAAUCACAAAUGGUU
Molecule: messenger RNA, 575 nt
Organism: Arabidopsis thaliana (thale cress)
Lineage: Eukaryota; Viridiplantae; Streptophyta; Magnoliopsida; Brassicales; Brassicaceae
Gene: CDT1
Product: cadmium tolerance 1
Exons: 2
Coding region: 162-350 (62 amino acids)
Cellular component (GO): nucleus; plasma membrane
Source: RefSeq, marked reviewed